AUGCGAUGCCAGCGUGUAAAGGAGUGUGUGUGCAGGCCGUGUGGAGGCUGGAAGGCUGCUGGCUGGCUGCUGGCAUCGCUGCUAGGGUCCCUGCUACUGGUGGCUGUUGGAGUGAUACUGCAGAUCGUGCGUCUGGUGAACGGGCGUGACCGGUGUGAGGGGCGUGUGGAAGUGUGGCACAACGGAACGUGGGGUACGGUGUGUGAUGACGACUGGGACAUGGUAGAUGCCAAUGUGGUGUGUCGGCAGCUGGUCUGUGGUCUGGCUGUGGCGGUGGGUAGCAUCUCGGAGUACGGCCAGGGCUUGGGGCCCAUCUUGUUGGACAACGUAGACUGUAAAGGAGGGGAGACUGACCUGGGACAGUGUGGCAGUCUGGGCUGGGGAAUCCAUAACUGUUACCACUACGAGGAUGUAUCGGUCACAUGCAAAGGAGAUGGUAGGAUCCGGUUAGUUGGUGGACUGGACUAUUGCCAGGGACGAGUGGAGGUCUUCUACCAGGGCAGCUGGGGGACGGUGUGUGAUGACGACUGGGGUAGGAGAGACGCAGGGGUGGUUUGUCAGCAGAUUGGCUGUGGCCACGCCGUUUCUUCCACCACCAACGCCUACUUUGGUUACGGCACAGGACUGAUUCUACUGGACAACGUCAACUGUAAUGGCUACGAGAACCAGCUGAGUAAAUGCUACAGCCUGGGAUGGGGGAUACACAACUGUGGACAUCAUGAGGACGCUGGAGUUAUCUGUUCAGGUUCAGGCUCCACCACAGUUCCUCCCAUGAACACUGCCACAAUGCCCAUGGGAAGGGCAUUCUUCCAGACUGCCAGCAUUGCAGGUUUCUCUAAAUCUGAGACAGCGGUGCCACAAUACAUGGUGGUGAUGGAGCAAAGGAUGGGAAACCCUCUGCUGUCUACUGUAGGCAUCAGCUUGCUCGUGUAG
Molecule: messenger RNA, 933 nt
Organism: Salmo salar (Atlantic salmon)
Lineage: Eukaryota; Metazoa; Chordata; Actinopteri; Salmoniformes; Salmonidae
Gene: ssc4d
Product: scavenger receptor cysteine rich family member with 4 domains
Cellular component (GO): membrane
Source: RefSeq, a predicted model, not a curated record